Molecule: messenger RNA, 1224 nt
Organism: Trichomonas vaginalis G3
Lineage: Eukaryota; Parabasalia; Trichomonadida; Trichomonadidae
Product: CDP-alcohol phosphatidyltransferase class-I family
Exons: 1
Coding region: 1-1224 (407 amino acids)
Biological process (GO): phospholipid biosynthetic process
Cellular component (GO): membrane
Molecular function (GO): phosphotransferase activity, for other substituted phosphate groups
Source: RefSeq, a predicted model, not a curated record
AUGCAAAUCUUUACAGAGGACGAGCUUCAGGCAGCCAAGAAUCAUAAAUAUUCCGGAACAGACGAUUCUCUUCUCGUACGCUUCUGUUUGAAGUACAUUUGGAACUGGAUGGUCGAGAAAUUCCCAAUGUGGCUUGCACCCAAUGUAAUCACACUUACAGGCUUCCUAUUCGAAGUUGUAUCAUUCCUGAUCUCAUUCAUUGCAUCAAACUGCAUGAGCAAGUCAUUACCAGGUUGGGUUUGCAUCUUAGAUGGUGUCUUCCUCCUCAUUUACCAAACUCUUGAUAACCUCGAUGGCAAACAAGCUAGAAGAACCGGUUCCUCAUCCGCUCUUGGCCAAUUCUUUGACCAUGGCUGCGAUGCUAUCACCGGUUGCUUAGAAUUAAUGAAAGUAUCCAUGGUAUUGGACUUCGGACCUUCUGUUAAAACGCUAAUAUUCGUCUCUUGCAUGGGUAUUGGCUUCUUACUCACAACAUGGGUAGAAUUCUGCACUCACAAGUUCUACCUCGGCUACUUGAACGGACCAGAUGAGGGUCUUUUCAUUCUCGGUGUUGUUCAAAUCCUCGUUGGUAUCAAGCCCGAUCUAAAGUCAAAGUUCGAUUCCAAGUUUAUUAACUACGGAUUCUUAAUAUGCUUCGCACUUACAAUCUGCCUUGUUAUCUUCGAUGUACUUGUCGAAACAUUCCAAAAUCCAGCCAUCUUCUGCCGUGGAAUUGCUUCUGUCAUCCCAUGUUGGAUUACAUUCUCAAUUUUCCUCGGUCAUGCAAUCAGAUAUAACUUCGAAAACUUAUCUCCAUUCUUCAUCAUGUUAUGCGGCCUUGUUCUUCAAUUUGGCGGUCAAAUGAUUAUUAUCGCAAUUAUUACAGCCAGACCAGCCAAACGUCUUUACAGCAAAGUUGUUAUACUUGAAUGGAUUGUCCUCUUGAUUCCUUUCAUUCCAGGCUUCAAAUCCGACAAUCUUUUCUGGCAAAUUUGCUUCUACGCUCACCUUCUCGUUAUGCUUGUUACAGACAUCAACGUUGUUUACAGUCUUUCUACUGGCAUUGGCAUUCCAAUCUUCCACAUCAUUCCAAAGCCACCGCCAGAGCAGAACGACCAAGAGGCUGAAGACGUUCUCAACCUCGUUAUCAACAUCGAAGACGAUGCCGAUGUUGAUAAACUUGCUGCACCAGUUAGUGACGACAUUCAAAUUGAAGUACCUGAUGAAGAAAAUCCAACUGUUUAA